Hippocampus comes (tiger tail seahorse) is the source of this 1266-nucleotide messenger RNA. Its product is annotated as potassium channel subfamily K member 17-like. Bases 91 to 993 code for a protein of 300 amino acids. The transcript is spliced from 5 exons. Gene Ontology annotation, molecular function: potassium ion leak channel activity; outward rectifier potassium channel activity. Gene Ontology annotation, cellular component: plasma membrane. Gene Ontology annotation, biological process: stabilization of membrane potential; potassium ion transmembrane transport. The record is from RefSeq and is a predicted model, not a curated record. NCBI's taxonomy places the organism in Eukaryota, Metazoa, Chordata, Actinopteri, Syngnathiformes, Syngnathidae.
UUGUUGUCCAAAGCCGAUAGCUCUGGCCUCUACCUGGAGUUUCCCCCCACCCCCACCCCCCAAAAAAAAAAUCUUCAGGAGGGAAUCAAGAUGGAAAUAAAGGAAAAGUUCAAUUUGGCCCGAGUGCCCUCCAUCCUUAUUCUGGGGGUGGUUUAUGUGGCCUAUGUACUCAUUGGCGGGGUGGUAUUUUGGAAGUUGGAGGGGGAUCUCGGGGAGAAGGACAUCAGUCUCUUAUUGAUGAACAAAGAGAAGCUGUUGUCGACGUACACGUGUCUGGACCAAGAUGGCCUUGAGGAGGCGGCACAGGUUAUUCGAGAUGCUUCUAAAGUGGGCCUGAGUUUGAAAGGCAACGGCACCACAGACGGAUUUUGGAAAUUCACCAGCUCGGCUGUGUUUGCCGCCACUGUGGUCACAACCAUAGGUUAUGGAAACAUGAGUCCCAGCUCUACUACUGGUCAGAUCUUCUGCGUGUUCUUCGCCCUAUUUGGCAUCCCACUCAAUAUGGUGGUGCUCAACAGGGUGGGCAAGUACAUGGUCGUCAUUGAACGGAAGACCUCCGACUUCCUCGAGAGGAAGACUGGCAAACGGAGUUGCUCACGCUUCUUCGUCCACUCGGUGUCUUACCUGUCCGGAGCCCUCUUCUUCUUCAUUGUUCCCAUGCUGGUGUUCCAGCUUCAUGAAGGUUGGACCUACUCACAGGCCAUCUACUAUUGCUUCAUCACGCUCAGCACCAUCGGCUUUGGAGACUUUGUGGCUGACAGUAACCCAGAUCACGUGUACCCACAGUGGUACAGCGUCCUCAUGGCCUCCUGGAUAUUCUUCGGCCUGGCCUGGUUGGCGCUCAUCAUCAACCACUCCAUUGAUAUCCUGGAGAAGCUCAACAGUCUCGUGAAACAGUGGUGGGGGGGUGACAAACAGGAGGCACGGGAGAGCCGCAACCGCGGCACAGAGCUGAAGGAGCAAGAUCAGGUCAAGCAGCCACCUUUAACUUAGUAAAAUAGAAAACAAGUGGACUUCCUUACUCAUAAGGACAUGAUGUGUGUGCACGCAUAUCGAUUGUGUUCAUAAAUAGGUUGUGGCCUCUGAGCUAAGGACUGUGUUUACACUCACUUUGAAGCUCAUACAUUAUCCAUUUCUUUCUUCUACGCCAUUUCAAAGAUGGCAGUAAUGGAAUUAUACUUUUUGCUUGGAACCACCCUUAUCUGGUGGAAAUUUAGUUGAUUUGUGCUAUUAUUUUAAAUUUGUUUGAAAUUUGAAAAAUGUUGA